Molecule: messenger RNA, 1890 nt
Organism: Doryrhamphus excisus (bluestripe pipefish)
Lineage: Eukaryota; Metazoa; Chordata; Actinopteri; Syngnathiformes; Syngnathidae
Gene: rab4a
Product: RAB4a, member RAS oncogene family
Biological process (GO): Rab protein signal transduction
Molecular function (GO): GTPase activity; GTP binding
Source: RefSeq, a predicted model, not a curated record
GAAAUACAAAAACGCCUACGGGAAGUCGGAGGGGAAAAUCAGUGGCAAUCCGCGGAAAUCAUCAACAGCACUAUUUUGCUUUACUAAGCUAGCUAUCCAUCUGUCAAACCCUAUUCUCGCUGUAUUUACUGCUACAAAACGCCACAGUGGCGAUGUCGGAGUCUUACGAUUUCCUGUUUAAAUUCCUGGUGAUCGGGAACGCAGGGACAGGCAAAUCAUGUUUGCUGCAUCAGUUUAUAGAGAAGAGAUUUAAGGAUGAAUCCAACCACACCAUUGGAGUGGAGUUCGGCUCUAAAAUCAUCAGUGUGGUCAACAAAAUCGUCAAACUGCAGAUUUGGGACACUGCCGGACAAGAAAGGUUCAGGUCUGUGACCAGAAGUUACUAUAGAGGAGCCGCGGGAGCGCUACUCGUCUAUGACAUCACUAGUCGUGAGACCUACAACGCUCUCACCACGUGGCUCAGUGAUGCACGCAUGCUAGCCAGUCAGAACAUCGUCAUCAUCCUGUGUGGAAACAAAAAGGAUUUGGAUGCUGACAGAGAGGUUACCUUCCUGGAAGCUUCACGCUUUGCUCAAGAGAACGAGCUGAUGUUUCUGGAGACCAGUGCUCUGACAGGUGAAAAUGUUGAAGAAGCUUUUGUCCAAUGCGCUCGAAAAAUUCUCAACAAGAUAGAAUCAGGUGAGUUGGAUCCAGAGCGAAUGGGAUCAGGGAUCCAGUAUGGCGAUGCUGCAUUGCGCCAGCUUCGUUCCCCUCGCCGUGCUCAGCCACAGGGCACCCAGGAGUGUGGCUGCUAGUAAGCGCACAGAGGCAACAUCAACAAUCACAUGGGACCUAAAACUCUUCUGGUGACUCCUCCCUGACAUUAACGUGGAACCUUUGUUGUCAUGGCGACACAUGUGAGGAACCCAAGCAGCCUUCCCAGACGGCCACGCCCAUUAGCAGAGCCCCCUUGCCAUCGAGGUAAAAGGAAUGGCAUCUAUGUAACUGUGCCACCUUAUUUUGCCAGCUCACCUGUAUUUACUCCAUAGCUAUGAUGCCCUCUCCCCGCUGUUUACAUCCCAUCUCAUGUCUUCUUCUACAGUACAUCAUCUUCCAAACUGUACAUUGCAUCUCCAUAGAGAGUUUGACGCAUGUUUGCUCCAACACACUAUCAAAGUAUUUCCAAUAAGAGAUACCAUUGAAUUAGAUGUCAUAUUUACAUGUGCUUCAUUCUCCCAUGUAUUAUCAUUAUUACAAUCAUAUCCAGCGACAGUAUAUACAUACAAACACUGCAGAUGGGCAGUACUGUUUGCUGCCAAUUGUAUAUUUUGUAAAGGAGACACGGAAGAUGUAGAUGAACUGACUAAUGUAAGAAAAAUAAUACUUAUAUCAGUGGUGUAAAUGAUAUUAUAGCAUACAUCAUACGCAACAUACUGACACCGUAGCAUGUUUAACAAUAAUGUUCCUCACUUUUCAGUGUUGCUUGUUUACAUUACUCUUGUGGUAAAAAAGAGAAAGCGUUUUAAGCAAAAUGUUGUGAAACUCUCUGUGCUUAGGUUUGUUCAUUUUGUUUCCUCUUUUAACGUUCAGCCACAAGCUUAUAAUACGUCUUAGAUUGAAUGAGCAGAGGCUAUUUUAACGUUGUCUCUGUUGUUUUUACAUUGGAAUAAAACAAAGCACACGUUUGAAGAGAGGAGGAGUUGGAAAUGAAGAAUAUUGUAUUCUAAAAAUGUGGCCGCCCAAUAUCAUAUUGCUUUCUUUUGUGUUUGUCAUCAAUGUCCUGAAUUUAUACUUUGUCACUUUUCUCUCAUUAUGAAUAUCAUGACUUUUUAAUUUAUUGUGUAUGAUAAAGGCAUAUGUUUUUAAAAUAAAAAAGAUAAAGAAAUCCAUUACGUAUUUGGAAAUUCUGUC